Molecule: messenger RNA, 1674 nt
Organism: Fusarium odoratissimum NRRL 54006
Lineage: Eukaryota; Fungi; Ascomycota; Sordariomycetes; Hypocreales; Nectriaceae
Exons: 4
Coding region: 1-1674 (557 amino acids)
Biological process (GO): transmembrane transport
Molecular function (GO): transmembrane transporter activity
Source: RefSeq, a predicted model, not a curated record
AUGGGCCUCGACGAGGAGAAGCAGGCUUCCGAGUCUAGAGAACCGUCCAUUGUGACAUCCUCAACUGCCAAUGGCACAGAUGCGCCGGACGUUAACGAGGGGGAUGCGAAUAAAGAUCAGGAAAAGGGUGUGAGCGAGGCAGAAAAGCCCAUCGAAUACCCGAAAGGCUUGGAGAUGUUCUUCAUCAUGCUAGCGCUCGUGCUUAGUAUCACUCUCUGCUCUCUCGACCAGACCAUCGUCGCAACAGCUGUACCUAAGAUUACCGACCAGUUCGGCCGGUUGCAAGACAUCUCGUGGUACGGCUCAGCAUACUUCCUUACCCUCGGGGCCUUCCAGUCACUGUGGGGUAAGAUCUACAAGUUCUUUCCUCUGAAAAUAAGCUUCUUGGUGUCUCUCCUCAUCUUCGAACUUGGGAGUUUGAUCAGCGCUGUCGCUCGUAACUCGACGACUGUGAUUGUUGGACGUUCUAUCGCUGGGUUAGGCGCCUCAGGUAUCGCACCUGGCGUGUACACAAUUCCUGCCUUUAUUGCUGAGCCCGAGAAAAGAGCUACAUACACUGGUUUCAUCGGGUUGUCGUAUGGUAUUGCUGCUGUUGCCGGUCCACUCAUCGGUGGGGGACUGACAGAUGGGGCGAGCUGGAGAUGGUGCUUCUACAUCAAUUUGCCCAUUGGUGGCCUGGCUGUUCUCGUCAUUCUUCUCACCUUCAAGACCCCAGCAGGGGUCAAGGUCGUCGAUGCUACACUCAAGGAGAAGCUUUUACAGAUGGACUUUAUAGGCACAGCGCUCGUGAUGGGUGCAUCUUUGUCUUUACUUCUGGCUCUUCAAUAUGGUGGUGUGACCCAUGCCUGGAACUCUAGUGUCGUCAUCGGCUUACUGGUCGGCUUCGUUCUUAUGGUUACCGCACUGAUUGGGGUAGAAUUCUGGCUGGGAGAGCGCGCAAUGUUGACCCCAAGACUAAUUCGCCAAAGGACAGUUUGGGUCAACGCUGUAUGGGGCUUCUUCUUUGCUGGUUCAUACUUCAUCACGCUUUACUAUUUGCCUAUCUACUUCCAGAGCAUCGAUAAUCAGAGUCCGAUAGGCUCGGGUGUACGAAACAUUCCCCUUAUCGCGUUGUUCAGCGUUGCGACAUUUGCGUCUGGCAAAGCUAUCACAAAGACGGGCACUGCAGCUCCAUAUCUGGUGGUUAGUUCAGUGAUCGUCACUAUUGCAUCCGGCCUGUUCUAUACUCUUGACAUUGGGACCUCAACGGGAAAAUGGGUGGGAUAUCAGAUCUUGGCGGGCUUCGGAUACGGUAUUGGUCUCCAGGUUCCUAUUGUCAUUUCGCAGGCGUUUGCUGCGCCCAGUGACAUGGCUCCCGUGACUUCGAUCAUCAUAUUUGCCCGAACCCUCGGUGGAACAUUCUUGAUCACGGCUGCGCAAUCUGGCUUCAUCAACCAGAUCAUUCACAAGCUGUCCAGUACUGCACCGACCAUCGAUCCCGCCUCAGUGACGGAAACUGGUGCCACUACUCUGCGCCAGAAUUUCUCCGGUGCCGAGUUGGAUGGUAUACUGCAUGCUUAUGCAUGGGGCAUCAAAGUUGCUUUUGCGAUUACUAUUGCGGCUUGUGGCAUGACAGUCAUUACGAGCUUAUUUACCAAGUGGACGAAUAUCCACGUCAAGAAACAGAGCUCAUAG